AUGGCAGCCAGUGGAAUACUCCCUACCACUCAGCAGAGGUACGUGAAUGGUGUUCCACUGUCCACGGCUCGUAAAACGCUCAGGAUGAAAGAAAAGUACGUUAUUUUGUUGGUGUUUGUCACAUUCGGGUCUGUUUGUUUUGGAGCUAUUUUCUUCCUGCCCGAUCUUCGGGAGCGAGUAAAUGUUAGCGAGAUGAGAAAACACAUCAAGAACGUGGAUACGAUUCUUUUACCAAAACCCGGUGAGGGUGGCAACGAUUUGUCACCCGGGAAAGGGAAGAUCCUGCGUCACGACAACAAUGGUGUAGAUGCUCAUAAGAUAGACGACAAAGAACGAUUACGUAAACAAAUGGAAAUACAAUGGGAACAAGAAAAAAUGGCAGAAGCAGUAGCAAAGAGGCUGAAUAUGUCCAAGGAUGACACCAAAAAAGUACAAGAUGAGAUUCAGGGCGAGAAGGACAAGAUCCUACAGAAAAAGAAGGAGGUAGAGGAACAAAAGAGGGAAGAAGAAAAGGAAAAAUUAAUGGAGGUUCAGAAGGACCAUGAGGGAGGCUUAGGAGGACAGGGUGGAGAGCCCAAAGAUUCACAGGCAUCCGAGAGAAGGGCAGAAAUCCGAAAGAUGAUGCUCCAUGCCUGGAACAAUUAUGAGAAGCAUUCUUGGGGUGCUAAUGAACUCCGCCCGAUUUCAAAACGUGGCCAUAGUGCCAGUAUCUUUGGAACACUGAGUCUUGGAGCGACUAUUGUUGAUGCUGCGGAUACCUUAUAUAUCAUGGGUCUGGAAGAUGAAUACAAAAAGGCAAGGGACUGGAUAGCGACUUCACUGUCAUUUGAAGGGGCAAGUGAGCUGUCAGUAUUUGAGACCAACAUCAGAUUUGUAGGUGGACUGUUGUCACUGUAUGGGUUGACUGGAGACCAGAUGUACAAGACUAAAGCUAAAACUAUUGCAGAUAAGCUAUUACCAGCCUUCAAGACGGCAACCGGAAUACCUCAAUCUAUGGUCAACACUAAAACGGGGAGCAGUCGUAAUUGGGGCUGGGCUUCUGGAGGCUGUUCUAUCCUAGCAGAGUUCGGAUCUUUCCAUCUGGAGUUUGCCUAUUUAUCGGAGAUCACUGGAGACCCUUUGUAUCUAGAGAAGGUCAUGAAGAUUCGUGAGACACUGAAUUCUCUAGAGAAACCAAAUGGACUCUAUCCAAAUUACCUGAAUCCCCGGACUGGCCGCUGGGGACAACAGCACACAUCUAUUGGAGCCCUGGGGGACAGUUUCUAUGAGUAUUUACUGAAGGCGUGGUUACUUUCUGGUAAGAAGGACACCCAGGCACGUGAGAUGUACGAUGCAGCUAUCAAGGCUAUUGAUGAGAAGUUGGUAAGGCAAUCCCCUGGAGGUCUACGAUAUGUGGCCGAGUUUAAGUCUGGCAGAGUUGAAAACAAGAUGGAUCACUUAGCCUGCUUCAGUGGAGGGAUGUUUGCCCUUGGAGCUGAGGGCUCUGACAACAAGGAGAAAUAUCUGAAGCUUGGAGCUGAUAUUACUAACACAUGUCAUGAGUCUUAUGACCGCUCAGCCACCAAACUCGGUCCAGAGGCCUUCCGUUUUGAUGGUAACACAGAAGCUAAAUCUAUUCGCCAGAAUGAAAAGUACUAUAUUCUGCGUCCGGAGGUCAUAGAGGGCUACUUCUACCUGUGGAGAAUCACCAAAGAGCAGAAAUACAGGGACUGGGCUUGGGAGGCUGCUCAGGCUUUAAAUAAGCACUGUCGAGUAGAAGGUGGUUUCUCUGGUCUUCGUGAUGUGUACCAGGAGAAACCGUCACUGGAUGAUGUGCAACAGAGCUUCUUCCUAGCAGAGACACUGAAAUAUCUGUAUCUGAUAUUUUCCGAAGAUGACCUCAUACCCUUGGACAAAUGGGUGUUCAACACUGAAGCUCACCCCUUCCCUGUUAAAGCAUAGGAAACAGGUGUGACAUAUUUUACCUAAUGCUGUAAACUGUAGAUAGGAGAAAAUGUUUAUCUAAACAGAUGGUAUGACAUAUUGCAUAGUUAACUGGUGUGUCAAAUAGCAUACCUUAACAAGUGUGAUAAUUAGCAUACCUGAAUAGGUGUGACAAAUAGCAUACCUGGACAAGUGUGAUAAUUAGCAUACCUGAACAGGUGUGACAAAUAACAUACCUGAACAAGUGUGAUAAUUAGCAUACCUGAAUAGGUGUGACAAAUAACAUACCUGGACAAGUGUGAUAAUUAGCAUACCUGAAUAGGUGUGACAAAUAGCAUACCUGAACAAGUGUGAUAAUUAGCAUACCUGAACAGGUGUGACAAAUAGCAUACCUGAACAAGUGUGAUAAUUAGCAUACCUGAACAGGUGUGACAAAUAGCAUACCUGAACAAGUGUGAUAAUUAGCAUACCUGAACAGGUUUGACAAAUAGCAUACCUGAACAGGUGUGACAAAUUGCAUACCUGAACAGGUGCACUAAAUGAUGUACCUAAAAAGAUAGACAAAUAGCAUACCUGAACAGGUGUGACAAAUGGCAUACCCAAACAGGUGCAACAAAUGAUGUACCUGAAAAGGUGUGACAAAUGAUGUUCCUUACGGUGUGUGACAUAUGACAUAUCUAAACAGGUGUGACAAUAGUAUAAUGUAAUCAAAGGUAUAUUUGAACAGAUGUGACACAUGUUGCAUACCUGAAUAGAUAUGACACAUGUGUCAUACCUGAACAGAUGUGACUCAUGUCAUACCUGAACAGAUGUGACUCAUGUCAUACCUGAUUAGAGUUGAAGCACAGACAUGAUACAUGUGGCAUGAUAUACCUGUGUGGUGUAACACUUUACAAAUGCACCUUAACAAAUGUAAUACAUGUCAUACCUUAGCAGGUGAGACACAAUGUAUGAUGCUUCACUUGUGAUAAAUGACAGUAUGAGUGAUGAGAGAUUAAGUAUCUUCUAUCUGGUUGUAUACCAGAGUGAGCUUGAGUGUCUGUUACCUGGUGCUGUGCCAGAGUAAGCUUGAGGAGUGUCUGUUACCUGGUUUUGUACCAGAAUGAGCUUGAGUGUCUGUUACCUGGUUGUGUACCAGGGUUAGCUUGAGUGUCUGUUACCUGGUUGUGUACCAGGGUUAGCUUGAGUGUCUGUUACCUGGUUUUGUACCAGAAUGAGCUUGAGUGUCUGUUACCUGGUUGUGUACCAGAAUGAGCUUGAGUGUCUGUUACCUGGUGCUGUGCCAGAGUAAGCUUGAGGAGUGUCUGUUACCUGGUGCUGUACCAGAGUGAGCUUUACUGUCUAUUACCUGGUGCUGUACCAGAGUGAGCUUGAGGAGUAUCUGUUACCUUCGCUGUACCAGAGUAAGCUUGAGGAGUGUCUGUUACCUGGUGCUGUGCCAGAGUGAGCUUUGCUGUCUGUUACCUGGUGCUGUGCCAGAGUGAGCUUGAGGAGUGUCUGUUACCUGGUGCUGUGCCAGAGUAAGCUUGAGGAGUGCCUGUUAAAUAUUGCUGUGCCAGAGUGAGCUUGAGGAGUGUCUGUAACCUGGUGCUGUGCCAGAGUAAGCUUGAGGAGUGCCUGUUAAAUAUUGCUGUGCCAGAGUGAGCUUGAGGAGUGUCUGUAACCUGGUGCUCUGCCAGAGUGAGCUUGAGGAGUGUAUGUUACCUGGUGCUGUGCCAGAGUGAGCUUUGCUGUCUGUUACCUGGUGCUGUGCCAGAGUGAGCUUGAGGAGUGUCUGUUACCUGGUGCUGUGCCAGAGUAAGCUUGAGGAGUGCCUGUUAAAUAUUGCUGUGCCAGAGUGAGCUUGAGGAGUGUAUGUAACCUGGUGCUCUGCCAGAGUGAGCUUGAGGAGUGUAUGUUACCUGGUGCUGUAUCAGAGUGAGCUUUACUGUUUGUUACCAGGUUGUGUACCUGGAUGAGUUUGAGUGCAUUUUAUGUUGCUCAGUCUGGGUUGAGCAUGAGAUCUUACCUGGUACCGUAUUACACCUGUGGUGUCUGGUAAUUAGUACAGUCCCAGGAUAAGCUGUGUCAGCAAUGCAUAAUGGCACUGAUUCUUGAAAACAGUGCAUGAUCGAUUGUACUUGUUUAAAACAUUUGUAUUAUCAUAAUAAUGUUUAAAAGAUAUUAUUAAAAAAGUGUUUAAAACACAGUUUAAAUUCAGAAGUUUGUGUGGUGUUGUUUACCUCACACAUGUAUGUAAAGUGUGUUGUAGGAUUUGUACAUCUUAUGACAGGCAGAUUCUGUUAAUUUUUAGAAUGUGUUGUAUUUGAAGUGAUUAUGAUAUAUGAGGAAAAAUGUUUUAUUGUUGUUAUUCAUACAAUUUUUAUUAUCAUCUUGUUUUUAUAUUAUAUCAGUCAGGAGUUACAACGUGUAACAUUAACAUCCCACCACUGAUGUAUUAAAAACUUCUAUCUUCAUAAGACUUCUGAUUACACCUGUUCAGCAGAACCUUCUAUUUGGGGCCGAGGUUCAGUUGGGAUGUAUUAAAUGAACUGUGCUUUAUUUUUUUUGUCAAAGACAACCAAUAUUUGUUGGGUUAUUUUGAUAAUUCCAUUUGUUCCUGUUGAUGUAAUUAUAGAUUUUCUAUCCUAGAUGAUGAUGAUUUUGAUGUUUUAUAUUAAUGUGUGUCAGAUUUGUUUACCUUACUUAUCAAUCAGAUCCAGAGGAAUAUUGUUUGGACACUAUUUAUAGCCAAUUAUAUCAACCUUGUUUCUUAAAUGUAAGUACUAGUUUGUUUGUUUGUUUGUUUUUUUUUGUCAGUUUCUGGUAAGCUUUGCAGUUUUAUCAGUCUCAUGCCUAGUUUGUAAUGUAUAUUCAUAUUCAAUCACAGAAUUCUUUUUCAUGGACAAUCUAGACCAUUCAUAUGUUUUGAUGUUUACUUCUGAAAAAGUGACUUAUGAAAUAUCAGCAGGUUCAUCAAAAAAGCUACACCCAGCAUUAGCAUUCUGACAGUGUUUCAUGCAAAGAAACUGAGACAUUGCUGGAAACCUUCUAUCUGAUCAGAAAGUUUGCAGACAUUGUGUUCAUUACCAUCUAGUCAGUCUGUUAGUGUGUUCCAAAUCUAGUAACCUACCUAGCUAUAGGACCAGUCUGUCAGGUGUGUCCUAACCAUGGUGUCCUAAUUAGGACCAGUCUGUCAGGUGUGUCCUAACCAUGGUGUCCUAAUUAGGACCAGUCUGUCAGGUGUGUGCUAACCCUGAUUAUCUAAUUAGGGUCAGACUGUCAGGUGUGUCCUAACCCUGAUUAUCUAAUUAGGGUCAGUCUGUCAGGUGUGUCCUAACCCUGAUUAUCUAAUUAGGGUCAGUCUGUCAGGUGUGUCCUAACCCUGAUUAUCUAAUUAGGGUCAGUCUGUCAGGUGUGUCCUAACCCUGAUUAUCUAAUUAGGGUCAGUCUGUCAGGUGUGUCCUAACCCUGAUUAUCUAAUUAGGGGUCAGUCUGUCAGGUGUGUCCAAACUGUGGUUACCUGAUUAGGGCCAGUCUUUCAGAUGUGUUCUCACCUUGGUUAUCUUACUAUUCCUGUUCAGUCAGGUGUGUCCAAACUUUACCUAAACCUGGUCUAUCAGAUGUGCAAUAACUCUGAUUACCUAACUAGGGACAAUUUCACCAGGAGCCCUAACUGCAUCAUAAGGACCCCGCACAGACACGUUUUUAACUCAGGUUACCUUACCAUUACUUGUCUUUGCAUCCAUUAAUUACCAACUAUACACCAGUGUCUUUAUAUUGAUAUGAUAUUUCCAAGAUGUGAAGUCGAGAGAGAGCGAGAGAGAGAGAGAAGGGGGAUAUCUUCAGAAGUCUGGUGUCACAGUUAGAAAAUAAUAGUGUGGGGCAUCAAGUGGAGAGAAAGGGGACUAUGAAAACUAGAAAAUGAUAAUAAAUUGGGGCACCAAAUGGGGAGGAAGGGGACAAGGAAAACUAGAAAAUGAUAAUAAAUUGGGGCACCAAAUGGGUAGGAAGGGGACUAGGGAUACUAGAAAAUGAUAAUAAAUUGGGGCACCAAAUGGGGAGGAAGGGGACUAGGGUCACUAGAAAAUGAUAAUAAAUUGGGGCACCAAAUGGGGAGGAAGGGGACUAGGGUCACUUGAAAAUGAUAAUUAAUUGGGGCACCAAAUGGGGAGAAAGGGGACUAGGGUCACUAGAACAUGAUAAUAAAUUGGGACACCAAAUGGGUAGAAAGGGGACUACGAGUAGCAGAAAAUAAUAACGAAAAUAUUUUGAUAGUGAGAAAGGGGCUUGGAGCAAGGUAUAUCAGGGAUAGUAGCUUUUGUAAUCAUGGUCAGAGCAGUAGAUAGCUCGUGGAGUUUGGAAUGGAGGGUUUGAUGGAGCAGACAGCUAGUAGGGAGGGGGAGUCAUUGUUUGCUAGGGCAGA
Molecule: messenger RNA, 6328 nt
Organism: Ylistrum balloti
Lineage: Eukaryota; Metazoa; Mollusca; Bivalvia; Pectinida; Pectinidae
Product: mannosyl-oligosaccharide 1,2-alpha-mannosidase IA-like
Exons: 11
Coding region: 1-1941 (646 amino acids)
Biological process (GO): N-glycan processing; carbohydrate metabolic process
Cellular component (GO): endoplasmic reticulum; Golgi membrane
Molecular function (GO): mannosyl-oligosaccharide 1,2-alpha-mannosidase activity; calcium ion binding
Source: RefSeq, a predicted model, not a curated record